AAUAAUUGUUUUAGGCCAGAUAGCACGAUGGCCAUCUGUAAUAAUUGUUUUAGGCCAGAUAGCACGAUGGCCAUCUGUAAUAAUUGUUUUAGGCCAGAUAGCACGAUGGCCAUCUGUAAUAAUUGUUUUAGGCCAGAUAGCACGAUGGCCAUCUGUAAUAAUUGUUUUAGGCCAGAUAGCACGAUGGCCAUCUGUAAUAAUUGUUUUAGGCCAGGUCUGUAAUAAUUGUUUUAGGCCAGGUCUGUAAUAAUUGUUUUAGGCCAAGUCUGUAAUAACUGUUGUUUUAAGGGGGAAGAUCAACUUUAAUAUUGCGGAUACAGUAUUCAGACCCUUUAAUAUUGCGGAUACAGUAUUCAGACCCUUUAAUAUUGCAGAUACAGUAUUCAGACCCGUUAAUAUUGCAGAUACAGUAUUCAGACCCUUUAAUAUUGCAGAUACAGUAUUCAGACCCUUUGACGUUUUCCACAUUUUGUUACAUUACAACCUUACUCUAAAAUUAAAUAUCCUCGAUCUACACAAUACCCCAUAAUGAGAAAGCAAAAACAAGUUUUCCAAAUGUAUUAUAUAUAUUUUUUUUAACAUACCUUUUUAUUUGCAUAAAUAUUCAGACCCUUUACUAUGAGACUUGAAAUUGAUCUCAGGUGCAUCCUGUUUCCAUUGAUCAUCCUUGAGAUGUUUCUACAACUUGGUUGGAGUCCACCUGUGGUAAAUUCAAUUGAUUGGACAUGAUUUGGAAAGGCACACACCUGUCUAUAUAAGGUCCCACAGUUGACAGUGGAUGUCAGAGCAAAAACCAAGCCAUGAGGUCGAAGGAAUUGUCCGUAGAGCUCAGAGACAGGAUUGUGCCGGGGCACAGAUCUGGGGAAUGGUACUGAAAAAUGUCUGCAGCGUUUAAGGUCCCCAAGAACACAGUGGCCUCCAUCAUUCUGCAGCAUUGAAGGUCCCCAAGAACACAGUGGCCUCCAUCAUUCUGCAGCAUUGAAGGUCCCCACAGUGGCCUCCAUCGUUCUUAAAUGGAAGAAGUUUGGAACCACGGAGACUCUUCCUAGAACUGUCUGCCCCUCCAAACUGAGCAACCGGGGGAGAAGGGCCUUGAAACUUAUGGUCAAACUGACAGAGUUCCAGAGGUCCUCUGUGGAGAUGGGAGAAUCUUCCAGAAGGACAACCAAACAGACAUUUAUGGUAGUGCUGAAUACAACAGGUGUAGUAGACCUCACAGUGAAAUGCUGAAUACAACAGGUGUAGUAGACCUCACAGUGAAAUGCCGAAUACAACAGGUGUAGUAGACCUUACAGUGAAAUGCUGAAUACAACAGGUGUAGUAGACCUUACAGUGAAAUGCUGAAUACAACAGGUGUAGUAGACCUUACAGUGAAAUGCCGAAUACAACAGGUGUAGUAGACCUUACAGUGAAAUGCUGAAUACAACAGGUGUAGUAGACCUCACAGUGAAAUGCCGAAUACAACAGGUGUAGUAGACCUUACAGUGAAAUGCUGAAUACAACAGGUGUAGUAGACCUCACAGUGAAAUGCUGAAUACAACAGGUGUAGUAGACCUCACAGUGAAAUGCUGAAUACAACAGGUGUAGUAGACCUUACAGUGAAAUGCUGAAUACAACAGGUGUAGUAGACCUUACGGUGAAAUGCUGAAUACAACAGGUGUAGGUAGACCUCACAGUGAAAUGCUGAAUACAACAGGUGUAGGUAGACCUCACAGUGAAAUGCUGAAUACAACAGGUGUAGUAGACCUCACAGUGAAAUGCUGAAUACAACAGGUGUAGUAGACCUCACAGUGAAAUGCUGAAUACAACAGGUGUAGUAGACCUCACAGUGAAAUGCUGAAUACAACAGGUGUAGUAGACCUCACAGUGAAAUGCUGAAUACAACAGGUGUAGUAGACCUCACAGUGAAAUGCUGAAUACAACAGGUGUAGUAGACCUCACAGUGAACUGCUGAAUACAACAGGUCUUACAUCACCUGCAGACAGCGUGAUCACACAGUCUUCCGGUACAGCUGGUGCUCUCAUGCAUGUUUCAGUGAUAUUUGCCUCAAAGCGAGCAUAGUGAAGAAGAUAAUGUGCAAGUAGAGAUACAGGGGUGCAAAAUAUGUAGUUGGUUGGGCUAUUUACAGAUGGGCUAUUUACAGAUGGGCUAUGUACAGAUGGGCUAUUUACAGAUGGGCUAUUUACAGAUGGGCUAUUUACAGAUGGGCUAUUUACAGAUGGGCUAUUUACAGAUGGGCUAUUUACAGAUGGGCUAUUUACAGAUGGGCUAUUUACAGAUGGGCUAUGUACAGAUGGGCUAUUUACAGAUGGGCUAUUUACAGAUGGGCUAUGUACAGAUGGGCUAUUUACAGAUGGGCUAUGUACAGAUGGGCUAUUUACAGAUGGGCUAUGUACAGAUGGGCUAUUUACAGAUGGGCUAUUUACAGGUGCAGUGAUCCAUAAGCUGCUCUAACAGCUGAUGAUUAAAGUUAGUAAGGGAGAUUUAAGUCUCCAGCUUCAGUGAUUUUUGAAUUCGUUCCGGUCAUAGGCAGCAGAGAACUGGAAGGAAAGGCAGCCAAAAAGGAGUUGGCUCUGGGGGUGACCAGUGAGAUAUACCUGCUGGAGCGCGUGCUACGGGUGGCUGUUGCUAUGGUGACCAGUGAGCUGAGAUAAGGCGGGGCUUUACCGAGCAAAGACUUAUAGGUGACCUUGAACCAGUGGGUUUGGCCACGAAUAUGAAGCGAGGGCUAGCCAAUGAGAGCGUACAGGUCGCAGUGGUGGGUGGUAUAUGGGGCUUUGGUGACAAAACGGAUGGCACUGUGAUAGACUGCAUCCAAUUUGCUGAGUAGAGUAUUAGAGGCUAGGAUCAGUAGGAUAGUCAGUUUUACGAGGGUAUGUUUAGUAGCAUGAGUGAAGGAGGCUUUUUUUGCGAAAUAUGAAGCCGAUUCUAGGCUUAAUGUGAGUCUGGAAGGAGAGUUUAUAGUCUAACCAGACACCCAGGUAUUUGUAGUUGUCCAAGUAUUCUAAGUCAGAGCCAUCCAGAGUAGUGAUGAUGGACGGGCGGGCAGGUGUGGGCAGGGAUCGGUUGAAGAUCAUGCAUUUAGUUUUACUAGCAUUUAAGAGCAGUUGGAGGCCAUGGAAGGAGAGUUGUAUGGCAUUGAAGCUUGUCUGGAGGUUAGUUAACACAGUGUCCAAAGAGGGGUCAGACGUAUACAGAAGUAUAGAAUGACAGAUGUGCUGUACUCCUCAAUGCCAUUGGAGGAAUCCCAGAACAUAUUCUAGUCUGUGCUGCAAAACAGUCCUGUAGAUUAGCAUCUGCUUCAUCUGACCACUUUUUUACUGAUCUAGUCACUGGUGCUUCCUGCUUUAAUUUUAGCUUGUAAGCAGGAAUCAGGACAAUGGAAUGAUGGUCAGAUUUGCCAAAUGGAGGGUGAGGGAGAGCUUUGUAUGCAUCUCUGUGUGUGGAGUAAAGGUGGUCCAGAUUUAUUUUCUCCCUGGUUGCACAUUUAACAUGCUGAUGGAAAUGUGGUAAAAGGGAUUUAAGUUUCAUUAAAGUCCCAGGCUACCAGGAGGGCCGCCUCUGUUUGCUUAUGGCGGAAUACAGCUCAUUCAAUGCUGUCUUAGUGCCAGCCUCUGACUGUGGUGGUAUGUAAACAGCUACGAAGAAUACAGAUACAGAGCUGCUUCCUGUGCUUGGCCCUCCUAUGUUGAACAUAAUAAACGGCUCUCUAUCCACUGGAUCUGUACCAAACUCACUAAAAGUGGCAGUAAUAAAGCUUCUCUUAAAAAAGCCAAACAUUGACUCAGAAAAUAUAAAAACUAUCAGCCUAUAUCGAAUCUCCCAUUCCUCACAAAAAUGUUAGAAAAAGCUGGUGCGCAGUAACUCACUGCCUUCCUGAAGACAAAACAAUGUAUCUGAAAUGCUUCAGUCUGGUUUUAGACCCCUUCAUAGCACUGAGACUGCACUUGUGAAGGUGGUAAAUUACAUUUUAAUGGCAUCAGACCAAGGCUCUGCAUCUGUCCUCGUGCUCCUAGACCUUAGUUCUGCUUUUGAUACCAUCGAUCACCACAUUCUUUUGGAGAGAUUGGAAACCCUAAUCGGUCUACACGGACAAGUUCUGGCCUGGUUCAGAUCUUAUCUGUCGGAAAGAUAUCAGUUUGUCUCUGUGAAUGGUUUGCCCUCUGACAAAUCAACUGUAAAUUUAGACUAUACACCAUAUACUACAGACUAUACACUACAGACUAUACACCAUAUACUACAGACUAUACACUACAGACUAUACACCAUACACUACAGACUAUACACCAUACACUACAGACUAUACACCAUACACUACAGACUAUACACCAUAUACUACAGACUAUACACUAUACACUACAGACUAUACACUACAGACUAUACACCAUACACUACAGACUAUACACUACAGACUAUACACUACAGACUAUACACCAUACACUACAGACUAUACACUACAGACUAUACACCAUACACUACAGACUAUACACCAUACACUACAGACUAUACACCAUACACUACAGACUAUACACCAUAUACUACAGACUAUACACCAUACACUACAGACUAUACACUACAGACUAUACACUACAGACUAUACACCAUAUACUACAGACUAUACACUACAGACUAUACACCAUACACUACAGACUAUACACUACAGACUAUACACUACAGACUAUACACCAUAUACUACAGACUAUACACCAUACACUACAGACUAUACACCAUACACUACAGACUAUACACCAUACACUACAGACUAUACACCAUACACUACAGACUAUACACCAUACACUACAGACUAUACACCAUACACUACAGACUAUACACCAUACACUACAGACUACACUACAGACUAUACACUACAGACUAUACACCAUACACUACAGACUAUACACUACAGACUAUACACCAUACACUACAGACUAUACACUACAGACUAUACACCAUACACUACAGACUAUACACUACAGACUAUACACCAUACACUACAGACUAUACACUACAGACUAUACACCAUACACACACAGAGAGAGAGAGAAACACUUGUAUCACUACACAUCACUCUGGUUUAAUCAAGCAUUUUGCAACACCAGCAAUAACAUCUGAUAAAUAUGUGUAUGUGACCAAUAAAAUGUGA
Oncorhynchus keta (chum salmon) is the source of this 5143-nucleotide messenger RNA. Its product is annotated as DNA-directed RNA polymerase II subunit RPB1-like. The record is from RefSeq and is a predicted model, not a curated record. The transcript has 3 exons. NCBI's taxonomy places the organism in Eukaryota, Metazoa, Chordata, Actinopteri, Salmoniformes, Salmonidae. Bases 3902 to 5143 code for a protein of 413 amino acids.